UAAACUUCUCACCUCUUAAUUCAACUUCCGCUUCCGCCAUCUUUCUUUCCGGUUGUGCGCCCUUCUCGACGCCGACAUGAAGGUCGAUUUGUGCAGUUUCAGCGGGUACAAAAUAUACCCCGGCCAUGGCCGCCGAUACGCCAGGAUAGACGGGAAGGUGUUCCAGUUCUUGAAUGCCAAGUGCGAGUCUGCAUUUUUGUCCAAGAGGAAUCCUCGACAGGUCUGCUGGACUGUGCUGUACAGACGCAAGCACAAGAAGGGACAAUCUGAAGAGGUGUCUAAGAAGCGUACGCGUCGCGCUGUCAAAUUCCAGAGGGCCAUCACUGGCGCCUCCCUGGCUGAGAUCAUGGCCAAGAGGAACCAGAAACCCGAGGUUCGCAAAGCCCAGAGAGAGCAGGCCAUCAGGGCUGCUAAGGAGGCCAAGAAGGCAAAGCAGGCAGCCAAAAAGCCAGCUGCUCCCAGCAAAGCUGCCUCCAAGACUGCACAGAAACCCAAGAUUGCCAAGCCCAUGAAGGUUAACGCACCCCGUGUUGGCGGCAAACGCUAAAGCCUUGGCUCCAAUUUUCUGGUUGUGAAUAAAACAAUUUUGGUUAACACUCA
Nerophis ophidion (straightnose pipefish) is the source of this 600-nucleotide messenger RNA. It is a transcript of the gene rpl24, whose product is annotated as ribosomal protein L24. Bases 77 to 547 code for a protein of 156 amino acids. Gene Ontology annotation, molecular function: structural constituent of ribosome; mRNA binding. Gene Ontology annotation, biological process: cytoplasmic translation. The record is from RefSeq and is a predicted model, not a curated record. Lineage: Eukaryota; Metazoa; Chordata; Actinopteri; Syngnathiformes; Syngnathidae. Gene Ontology annotation, cellular component: cytosolic large ribosomal subunit. The transcript is spliced from 6 exons.